AUGGACGAGGAGGAAGAUAUUGACGUGGAAGAUAAGUAUGAGGGAGUAGAGUUUCCUGUAGAUGAAGGAGUAGAAAUGCUCACUUUGGUUUUCUCAAAAAUAGACAUUCGCAGUGAUUAUCACCAAAUCCUUUUUAAUCCCGAGGAUGAAUGGAAGGCUGCCUUCAAGACUAAUGAUGGACUUAACGAAUGGUUGGUGAUGCCAUUUGGACAUUCAAAUGCUCCAAGUACUUUCAUGAGGAUGAUGAACCAGAUUUUUCGUCCUUUUAUUGGGUCUUCUGUUGUGGUUUAUCUCGAUGAUAUCCUUAUUUACAGCAAGUUUAAGGAGGAUCACCUAGUUUACUUGAGUUGGAGAGAGGAACAAGAUAAGAGCUUUGCCUUCAUCAAAGAAAAGUUGUGCACAAUUUCAGCAUUAGCUUUGCCAAGCUUCGAGAAGAUCUUUGAGGUAGAGUGUGAUGCUAGUGGUAUUGGUAUUGGGGUUGUCAUUUCUCAAAAGAAGAGACCCGUGGCUUUCUUUUUAGAAAAGCUAAGUAAUGCCAGACAGAAGUAUAGUACCUAUGAUCGAAAACACAUAAGCAAGAUGCAUGCUCGAUGGGUGACUUUCUUCCAGAAGUUUCCUUUUGUGAUUAAACAUAAAUUUGGAAGUACAAACAGAGUUGCAGAUGCACUGAGUCGGAGAGCUUCCUUAUUGAUCACAUUAUCACAAAAAAUUGUUGGGUUCAAGUGCUUGAAAGAACUGUAUGCAGAUGAUCCCGACUUUAACUAG
Messenger RNA from Olea europaea var. sylvestris, 765 nucleotides. RefSeq lists its product as uncharacterized. NCBI's taxonomy places the organism in Eukaryota, Viridiplantae, Streptophyta, Magnoliopsida, Lamiales, Oleaceae. The transcript has 4 exons. The coding region runs from base 1 to 765 and encodes 254 amino acids. The record is from RefSeq and is a predicted model, not a curated record.